AUGAGGCCUGAGAACCAGAGCAGCGUGUCCCAGUUCCUCCUCCUGGGGCUCCCCAUCCGUCCAGAGCAGCAGGGCGUGUUCUUCGCCCUGUUCCUGGGCAUGUACCUGACCACGGUGCUGGGGAACCUGCUCAUCGUCCUGCUCAUCAGGCUGGACUCUCGCCUCCACACCCCCAUGUACUUCUUCCUCAGCCACUUGGCCUUAACUGACCUCUUUACUUCAUUUGACACAGUUCCUAAGAUGCUGAUAAACAUGUGCUCUGAAGACCAAUUUAUCUCCUAUGCUGGGUGCAUCUCGCAAAUGUAUUUCUUCAUGCAUUUUAGUUGUAUUGACAGCUUUCUUCUCACAGUGAUGGCCUAUGACAGGUAUGUGGCCAUCUGUCACCCUCUCCACUACACCACCAUCAUGAGGGAUGAGCUCUGUAUCAUUCUAGUGGCUGUGUCCUGGUUUCUCUCUGGUGCCCAUUCUUUGUUGCACACCCUCCUGGUGGACCAGUUGUCCUUCUCUGCAGGGACUAUCAUCCCCCACUUCUUUUGUGAUCUUGCUGCUAUGCUCAAGUCCUCCUGCUCAGACACUUCCCUCAAUGAGCUGCUUAUAUGCACUGAGGGAGGACUGACUAUCAUCCUGCAAUUGACUGCUAUUUUGGGCUCCUAUAUACGCAUGGCAGUCACCAUCUUGAGGGCCCCCUCCAUCAAGAGAAUCUCCAAGGCCUUGUCUACAUGUGGUUCCCACCUCUCUGUAGUGUUUUUAUAUUAUGGGACAAUUGCAAGUGUUUACAUGUUCUCCUCACCAGGAAAGUCCAAAGACAAGGACAUCAUUGCUUCUGUGAUGUAUGUUGUGGUCACCCCCAUGCUGAACCCUUUCAUCUACAGCUUGAGGAAUAAGGAUAUGAAACAUGCUCUUCAGAAACUUAUUGGGGCCAAGGACACCCCACGAUGUCAUUUCUUCAGUCCUGCUGUCUUAGGCAGUCAUAGAGACCAUCCAAGAAUUCUCAAUUAA
Galeopterus variegatus (Sunda flying lemur) is the source of this 999-nucleotide messenger RNA. Its product is annotated as olfactory receptor 1J4-like. Bases 1 to 999 code for a protein of 332 amino acids. Gene Ontology annotation, molecular function: olfactory receptor activity; G protein-coupled receptor activity. Gene Ontology annotation, cellular component: membrane. The record is from RefSeq and is a predicted model, not a curated record. The transcript has a single exon. Gene Ontology annotation, biological process: G protein-coupled receptor signaling pathway. Lineage: Eukaryota; Metazoa; Chordata; Mammalia; Dermoptera; Cynocephalidae.